Molecule: messenger RNA, 414 nt
Organism: Macrosiphum euphorbiae (potato aphid)
Lineage: Eukaryota; Metazoa; Arthropoda; Insecta; Hemiptera; Aphididae
Source: the annotation of a GenBank genome assembly
AUGCGGAGGGGUGAGGGGGUAGGUGGUUUGACGGAGGGACAAGUCUCUCGUACUCGAGCGCGCACAAAAGAGAUCGCUCCCGAGACCUCGGCCCCACCGAUGCAAGAGGACGCAGUGGUGGCGGCGGUGGUAUCGUUUAAGAGCGAUUUGUCGCACACCCACCCACUCGCCCACCCGCAUCCACCGGAACAACAAUGGUCCCAGGGAUCAGGGCUUCCAGAGGUCCACACGCCGAGCAAGGGACGCGUUGUCGCGAGCGCGGCCGACCGUUUGAUAAAUGAUAAAGCGACGUUUUACCCUGUCCGUUUUCGAAACAUUGACAAAUUAUGUAAACGUCUUAUUCGCAUUAGCCAUCCAUCGGUUUUGCCCGCUCGCCGAAGCCGCGGCGGGGUGGCCGUGGCGUGUCGGGGCUAG